CGCUGUGUUGAUUUCCCGACGCUCCAGGACCGCCGCAGAGGCUCCCUAGACCGCUCCAAGACCGCCCAGGAGCCUUCCGUAGCCAUUUUGGCUCAAGCCAGUUGGGCUCUCAAGGCACAUCAGUUCACAUCAGUUCACAUACCCUGCUGGCGUCUUCAGAGGCAGAUGGCAUCAUUUCAUCUGCUCACCUUGCUCGUGUAUGGAAUAAUGAGAGUUCCAGCAGCGGUGAAUCUUGGGUAUUUGUCUUCCGUGUCGACGGCAGUGCCAACGCCAGAUAAGUGGCCGACGGCAGCUCCCAAGAACGCGUGGAUCUGGAACAUGCACCAUAGUGGCGAUGCAAUAAGAUUUAUGUAUGACCCAGUCAUGCUCACAGUGGGCGAGGCUUUGCGCGAUCACGGCGCCAAAGUUGCUUUCGUGUCCAAGGACAAUUUGGAUUCGGAUGACAGCAGAAGUGCUAUGUUAGAGAAUAUCACCGCCGCAGUCGCACGUGGCCAGAAGCCACUCAUUGUGGCACUCGCGAUCUUUUUCACUGGUGCGGAUGCACCGUUGUCGCUCUUGCGGAAGUGCAGAGGUCUUGGUGCGUUUGUCGUCUUCUAUCAGACAGAGAUGUCUGAUUUUCACUAGCACCUCCGGAUGUGCGAUGGUUUGUGCGACGAGAUCUGGGAUUACUCGCGUGCGAAUUUGGACAACUACCCCGAAUCUUGGAGACGUGUUAAAAACCGAUACGUGCCCCCAGGGUAUGCGCAGGCCUUGGACUUUGGCGUUAGCGUGGCGAAGCAGGAGGCACAUGUGGAGAAUGUUGGUUUCUUAGGCAGUUGGGGUAGCCGUCGCGAUGAUAGAGGAGCCCCGUUGGAGCCAAUGUACCGCGAUGUGUUCGGUGCCAAGUUAGUCAGCAAGAAUAAUAUCCACACGGCAGAAGAUUUCAUUGGGUUCUUCACAGACUAUCCGGUGCAAUUGGUCACGUACAGGAAUGAGAAUUGUUGCCCAAGUACUAAUGCGUUGACGGCAUUCCGCAUGGCGCAGCUCAUCUCGAAUCGAGCCUGCGUGAUAUCGGCUCGCGCCUACCCGCGUGACGAGGAGGAGUGGCAGGGCAUAGUGCACUUCGCAGAGCGGUCCCAAAUAGCCAAUUUGUUCGACGAGAAGAGCAGGGAUGUCGGCAACUGUCAGAAACAGAGCUUCGAGAAGUUCAAAAUCAAGUUCAGACCGUUGUCGAUUUUGGAACGCUCUGGCUUCUUCGACGUUUGGUAACUCUUUAGCUUUGCGCAUCAUUCUUCCCAUGGAGAUCGACAGCGUCUAGCUCUGCGUGUCUCUCUCUUCCCUUCUUCGUCCCUCCUCCUCGUCCUCUUUCUCGCACCUUCUCCUCUUCCUCCUCGACGACGCCGGCGGCGGAACAUUUAUUCGCCUAUUUCAAGUGUAUAUUUGACAUUGUAUUGGCGUGCCGCACUCUUCUCCACAGCCCCCCCCCCUGUCUGCAAGCGUUCGGCCCUUGAACGCUCACAGCUGUUGUGCAGUGCUCUUCUCCGCGCCCUCGCUGUCUGCAGGCGAUUGGCCUCUGACACGAUCGAGUCUCGCAGAA
Molecule: messenger RNA, 1576 nt
Organism: Prorocentrum cordatum
Lineage: Eukaryota; Dinophyceae; Prorocentrales; Prorocentraceae
Source: the annotation of a GenBank genome assembly